Molecule: messenger RNA, 1027 nt
Organism: Vitis vinifera (wine grape)
Lineage: Eukaryota; Viridiplantae; Streptophyta; Magnoliopsida; Vitales; Vitaceae
Gene: CHI4C
Product: class IV chitinase
Biological process (GO): cell wall macromolecule catabolic process; carbohydrate metabolic process; chitin catabolic process
Molecular function (GO): chitin binding; chitinase activity
Source: RefSeq, marked provisional
CUAAUCACGUUGCACAUCUUUCUCUCAUUCUGCCAUGGAAUCCAAAGCCCUAGCUCUAAUCCUUCUCGCCGGCAUCCUCGCCGGAGCCCUGCCGGGGUCCACCGUGGCUCAGGACUGCGGCUGCUCCUCUGACCAGUGUUGCAGCCAGUGGGGGUACUGUGGCACCGGCGACGACUACUGCGGCACCGGCUGCCAGUCCGGUCCUUGCACUUCGACUAGUAACAAUGUCUCGGUCUCGGAUGUUGUGACACAGGAAUUCUUUGAUGGGAUUAUUGAUCAAGCUGACUCGAGCUGCGCCGGGAAGAACUUCUACACCCGGGCGGCGUUUCUCGAUGCUUUGAAUUCGUAUCCUCGGUUUGGCACGGAAGGUUCCACGGAUGAUUCUCUCCGUGAGAUCGCAGCCUUCUUUGGACAUGUCACGCAUGAGACUGGACACUUUUGUUACAUAGAGGAGAUAGAUGGUGCGUCGAAUGACUAUUGUGAUGAGGACAACACACAAUAUCCAUGUGUGUCCGGGAAGGAUUACUAUGGGCGUGGACCGAUUCAACUAUCAUGGAACUACAACUAUGGUGCAGCUGGGGAUAGCAUUGGGUUUGAUGGCUUGAACAAUCCCGAAACAGUAGCAACCGAUGUUGACAUAUCAUUUAAGACUGCCUUGUGGUAUUGGAUGACCAAUGUGCACUCUGUCAUAGACCAAGGGUUCGGUGCGACGAUUCGGGCUAUUAACAGUAUCGAAUGCGAUGGUGGCAACACUGCUGCUGUCAAUGCUCGUGUCGAGUAUUAUACUGAAUACUGCAAUGAACUUGGUGUUUCGACGGGGGAUAAUCUCACUUGCUAGGGCGACGAAUCCAUUUAUGUUAAAUGCUUGAACUGUUUUGAUAUGUAACACCAUAGACGCAAUAAAGAUGAUACAGUAUGAAUUAUGAAACCCUUGUUCUGGGGUUUUCUUAUAUCAUUGAUUAUAGCUGUGAAAUCAAGGCUUGUAUGAGCCAGUAUAUAUAAAUGGACUUUGAAAGUCUCUUCAUUA